AAGAGUGUCCCGGGGACGCGGCCGCCAGCGGAGCGCGGAGCGCGGACGGCGGACUGCGAGGCGGUGCAGCCAGGCGCGGCGGGGUAUGUGGCACACACCCUACACUCUAGAGAGCUGCCUUCCACAGAACCCAGAGGCACCAUGAAGUCCAAUCCUGCCAUCCAAGCUGCCAUUGACCUCACGGCAGGGGCUGCAGGGGGCACAGCAUGUGUACUGACUGGGCAGCCCUUCGACACAAUGAAGGUGAAGAUGCAGACAUUCCCAGACCUCUAUCGGGGCCUCACUGACUGCUGCCUGAAGACCUACUCCCAGGUGGGCUUCCGCGGCUUCUACAAGGGCACCAGCCCUGCACUGAUUGCCAAUAUUGCAGAGAACUCAGUGCUCUUCAUGUGUUACGGCUUCUGCCAGCAGGUGGUCCGCAAAAUGGUUGGCUUGGACAGGCAGGCAAAACUGAGUGACCUCCAGAAUGCAGCUGCUGGUUCCUUUGCCUCAGCCUUUGCUGCACUGGUCCUCUGUCCCACAGAGCUCGUGAAGUGCCGGCUCCAGACCAUGUAUGAAAUGGAAUCCUCAGGAAAGAUACCGGCGAGCCAAAAUACAGUUUGGUCAGUUGUGAAAGAAAUCUUCAGGAAGGAUGGCCCCUUGGGCUUCUACCAUGGACUCUCAAGCACUUUACUCCGAGAAGUCCCAGGCUACUUCUUCUUCUUUGGUGGCUAUGAACUGAGCAGAUCAUUUUUCGCAUCAGGGAAAUCGAAAGAUGAACUAGGUCCCAUCCCAUUGAUGUUAAGCGGUGGAUUUGGUGGAAUUUGCCUGUGGCUUGCUGUCUAUCCGGUGGAUUGUAUCAAAUCUAGAAUUCAAGUUCUUUCUAUGACUGGAAAGCAGACAGGGCUGGUCAGAACCUUCCUGAGUAUUGUGAAGAACGAAGGAAUAACAUCUUUGUAUUCUGGACUGAAACCUACCAUGAUUCGAGCUUUCCCAGCCAAUGGAGCGCUGUUUUUGGCCUAUGAAUAUAGCAGGAAGUUGAUGAUGAACCAAUUGGAAGCAUACUGAAGUGUCCUGGUGGGCCUGGAUGCAAGACAGGCGUUUGGUGAUUAUUAUUAACUCAGGGUUUCACAGAUUACAAGAACAAUGUGGAAUUAUUUCAUUAAUUGGGAUUUUUGUCCUUGUCUUCCCUUCUAUUCAAAGUCUUAAAUCUUUGUGGAAGGCCCUCUGUUCUCCACAGUAUAAUUUCUACCCAUUAAUGUACCAAAAGAAAAAAGUCGCUGCUCUUGCCCUUGGUGGAAUGUACAGGGUAGCUAGCUGGUGGCCUUAUGCACUGGCCUUAAGCAGAUUCUGUUCCUCUCAGGACUUCUGCAGAAGUCAGAGGUACACAUGCAAUUUUGGAUGGUUUUAGGUUGAGGAAUACACAAUUUUGUUCCGUGUCUAGUUGUAAGUGGUGACCAAUUUUAACACAGAUGGUUGUAAAUGAUUGCUUAACCCAUCCUAGAUGUAGGGCCAAAGCUGCUGAGGUUAAAACUAAGAGGUUAAAAUUUUAACUUUCUGUGGUAUAUUAAUGCUAAAACAUCCCUCUAUAUUUUUAGAUAAACUUGUAUGCAAACUUGUGUGGCUUCAAUUUCAGGGUGGAUAUCCUGGAUUUUUUUCCUUUUCUUCAUGAUGCCCAACUCCUGAGAAUGCCAUUCAUUUCCUAGGUGGGUUUAUUAUUUUGCACUCUGGCAUUGGUAGGAGUGGCCUGGAGCGUUAGUCCUGGAGGGCGGCAGAGUACUCGCCAGCUUCCCUUUUCAAUGAGCUUCCUGCCCUGUGCUAGAUUCAUGAUGGACAAGGGACUGCCCUGCCAAGCUCUCAGGAAAACUGACAGGGGCUCUUACCUGGUCUCAGCGGGAAUCCAGGGUGCUCUUUUGGUCCUGGAUAUGAAGCCACCAUGCCUCUCUCUCUCUGUCUCUCUCUCUCUGUCUCUCUCUUUCUCUCUCUCUCUCUCUCUCUCUCUCUCUCUCUCUCUCUCUCUCUUAGCCUCUACCUACCAUAGGCCCUUUCAGGAAGCAGAGAAGUCCGGGCUCCCUGCUUUCAUCAUGGUUUCCUUCUCAUGAGGAAGUCCAGAGGAGCCCGUGAGGCAUCAUAGCAUAAUCACAUCAGGACUCACCCUCCUGAAGUCCACUUGUGGUCCGUAACGCCUUGAUUUGUUUCUCCAUUUGGAGCUGGCAGUCUGAAUUUUAACGACUAUAGAUGAUGUGUAAAUUUGGAAGGCAUUGUGACAUAAUAAAAACAUGUUUAUUAAACUAGGUAAUAUGUAUGUAGCAACCAAAAUCUCAUUGUCUGCAGUACUUCCAAGGCCAGGGGUGCUGACAGUAGCAUUUGUUCUUACCCUGCCUAUAAAGCUGAAGAAGUAGGCUGACCUUAUUAAUGGCCCCUUGCUUUAGUGCCAGAAGCACAAGGUUGAGGAAGCAAAGUUUCCCCCAAAAGGACUGACUUUUUUAUGAGAAAGCCAUGUUUCUACUUUCGUCCCCUCUGUUCUUAUAUGUCCAGUGGCUACUGAGUAUUGCUUCAUCUGAACAGGCCUAGAUUGUACCAAAGCAGGAUUAAGUUUCCUGCAGGAGAGAGAACUGACCAAAGCAUGGUCUCCCUUUUUGGUGCCUGGGAUCUAUUAUCUCACAGUGACUGUGAACUUGUGCUUGAGGUUUAAAGAGAGCACAAAGACACAGACAUGUUUAACUCAAGCCCACACAGCGUGCCGGUAUCUUGUGUGUCACCACUCAUGCAUGCCUUCUCCAGUUUGGCCUGGCACACCCUAGUUAAGUCCCUCAUUAGGUCUCCCCCAUGCUGAGUGGGGUGAAUACAUCUCUUGCUGGCUCCUGGGACUUUUCCAUUGCCUCCACCUGGCCAUGUUAGGCCUUAGCUCUGCCCUGUUCAUACUGCAGGAGUCCUCCAGGCAUGGCAGUUGCUUUCGUAUUUGAGCAUCAGUCAGCUUUGCUAGCUGAUGGUAGUGUGUCUUCUCCAGGUCUGUCCAUUGUGGCCUCUGCUAUAGGAACAGAAACAAGGAGGAGUGAAAAACAGAGGCCUCAGGAGAAUUAUUAUUAUUAUUAUUACUGUUAUUCUGUUGGUUUAAUUUGUGGUUUAAUGUUUGGGACAAAACCAGAACUUGAGAUAGUUUGUUUAAAGAAAUGAGUACUUUAUCAUUAUUAAAUAAAACUAAUGUAAGUCUA
Phodopus roborovskii (desert hamster) is the source of this 3194-nucleotide messenger RNA. It is a transcript of the gene Slc25a15, whose product is annotated as solute carrier family 25 member 15. Bases 142 to 1047 code for a protein of 301 amino acids. NCBI's taxonomy places the organism in Eukaryota, Metazoa, Chordata, Mammalia, Rodentia, Cricetidae. The transcript is spliced from 7 exons. Gene Ontology annotation, molecular function: L-ornithine transmembrane transporter activity. Gene Ontology annotation, biological process: mitochondrial L-ornithine transmembrane transport. The record is from RefSeq and is a predicted model, not a curated record.